Glycine soja is the source of this 1846-nucleotide messenger RNA. RefSeq lists its product as uncharacterized. Lineage: Eukaryota; Viridiplantae; Streptophyta; Magnoliopsida; Fabales; Fabaceae. The transcript is spliced from 3 exons. The record is from RefSeq and is a predicted model, not a curated record. Gene Ontology annotation, molecular function: protein binding. The coding region runs from base 258 to 1205 and encodes 315 amino acids.
AUUCUAUUCCAUCUCUCAUUCUCAGAGGGUUCACUUCUCUCACUCUAAAAGUCUGAAGCACCUUGUUUUCAACUGUUUCUCUUUCCUUUUUUAGUUGAGUACUUUUCACUUCUUAGCUGGUUGGUUUCAACUUGCACCAUUUCUUCCUCAGCAUUCUAUAUAUGUCCUCAUCCCACUGUCUGCAUUGCUAGCUCUCAUAUUACCCCAACUCUUUGAUUUUUAUUUUUAUUUUUUAUUGUUUCUAUGAGUUGUGGAAAAUGUUACUUAGAAGCUCCUCCGCACCAAUUCUAACUUCAUUGUUAAUCUAUUCCAAGGAGUUCCCCUCCGAACCAGAACACAUUCUUCACCUUCCUAAAACAGCAUCAGCUUUAAGUCUAAGCCAAAGCUUGGUGGAUAUAGACCUUAAAAACUCAUCAAGUCCCAGGAGAAAAAAUCGUGUGCCACUUAGUAAUGUUCCUAAUAAUCAACAGAGUAUAAAGAUCAAUGAAAGAUAUGAAGGGAAAGAUCCACAACAAAAAACUUUCAUGAAAGCAAAACCUUCAAUUCUAGAACUGUUUUCAAGCUUGGAUUUAGACAAGGGAGUCCUGGAUCAUGAAGAGUGUGGUGCGGGGAAGAAAGAUAGUUGGUUACAGACUUCAGUGAUGGGUGCUGGAAUGGGGAGUGAUGGUGGUUGGAUUUGUGGUGGUUGUAAUGGUAGUGGAAGAGGCUCAGAUGGUGGACAUGGAAGAAGGUGGGGUUUCGAUGAAGGAAAUGAUCACGGUAGAGAUAGGACGGAUGCUUAUUACCAGAACAUGAUUGAAGCAAACCCCAGUGAUGCUCUUUUGCUAGGAAAUUAUGCUAAGUUUUUGAAAGAGGUUUGUGAAGAUUAUCCUAAAGCAAAAGAGUAUCUCGAAAGGGCGAUUUUGGCUAAUCCUGAUGAUGGUCAUAUUCUGUCCCUCUAUGCGGAGUUAAUAUGGCAAACAGAGAAGGAUGCUGAUCAAGCUGAAGGAUAUUUUGAUCAGGCCAUUAAAAGUGCCCCAGAUGAUAGCUAUGUCCUAGCUUCAUAUGCUAAUUUCCUUUGGGAUGUCGAAGAAGACGACGAAGAUAAAGACUGCAAAAAUAAAUCGGAUCACAGCCAUACAUAUCCAACCGAUCUCUUUCAUGGAACUAACCAUCACCUUCAUUCAACUGUAGCCAUAGAAGCCUUACCACUGUUUCUUAAGUGAAGGUGACAAGGUGUGUAACCUGCAAGACAAAUGUUAGUAAAAUAGUCUUUUGUCAGCUAUUGUGAAUAGCAGCUUGGAGCAUAAUAAGAGAAAACAUCUUUAAUUUGGUGCCUCUUGUACUAUUAAGUUGUAAGGUUUCCACCAAUGUCUCUUUUGAGAAUGUUAAGUUUUGUAUUCAGAGGCUAAGGGGUAAAGAGCAACACUAUGUUAUAUACCUUUAAUAUAGUAUUAUUCUACUCUUAAUUUAAAGCAGUUUCUAAAAUCUUUUAACACGAAAGGGAGCAGGAAGGAAAAGGACUAGAGCAUCUGCAUGGAGCCAUGGACAACAACAACAGCAUUCGUAGUUACAUAUGUUCCAACAGAUGAUGAUAGUGAAUUACAUAAACCUAUGGCUCCAAAUGUACUAGGGCCUUGAAAGGUCAAACAUAUGGCUCUUUUGUCAGCUAUGUAUGUAUUUAUGGGUUCUUGUCUUUUUCACCUGUCAGACUCAGUGAUAAGGUGGUAUUUGUGUUUUGAGAGUUCGUCUUUUUCAAAGUUCUUGUCAUUGUAUGGGAAAUAGUGUCGCUAUAGUUUAGCAGCAACUUGUUUAAUUUCAGUGUAUCAACGGUAGCGACUAAGGCAUUAUUUGAGGAUACUGAUCA